AUGGCGUUUGCUGGGACAAAUGUCAGUUUGUCCCAGCCGGAUAUAACGCAAAAACUGACGGAGCGCAUAGAUGAUCUGAAGCAGAGAAUCGCUGCUUGGGGAAAGCGGAUUCGGCGAUAUACCGAGAGGUCGACACGGUUCAACCAGAAUCGUCUCUUCCAGAGUGAUCAGAAGAGGCUCUAUGAAUCAUUGGAGCGACCAAUGGUAAGUGGAACGGGUCCAGCACCGAAUCAGGCCGACACUGUAGCAUUCUGGCGCGGCCUGUGGUCAGAGCCCGUAAACCACAGCGAGGGCCCUUGGACGGAAGUUGUGGCGAGUCAGUGUGCGGGUAUUACGCCCAUGGACCCCGUCAUCAUAACGCCGGAUGACGUAGCUGAGGCGGUUCGUAGGGCCCCGAACUGGAAAAGUCCGGGGCUUGACGGGCUGCAUCACUACAGGCUGAAGGGGUUCAUGGGUAACGAUGACAGUCCCAUGACCAAAUCUAAAAAUACUGGUAAAUACUAA
This is a messenger RNA of Parnassius apollo (apollo), 504 nucleotides long. The record is from the annotation of a GenBank genome assembly. Lineage: Eukaryota; Metazoa; Arthropoda; Insecta; Lepidoptera; Papilionidae.